AUGGCUUUGAUUCUCAUGAGUCCAGUAAUUGCUGUGCCGGUCUCUACUGCCGCCACUGGUGCUGUGGCAUGGGCGGAUCCUCAAGACUGCCACCGAUUCUACGAAUGCCCCGUGGGCGGCAAGCCCGUUCUGAAAACUUGUGGCCCGGGAACUGCGUUUCAGGCGAAAACUAGUGUCUGUGACUAUCAGUACCUAGUGGAAAGCUGCUGGCGCCAUUAG
This is a messenger RNA of Penicillium cosmopolitanum, 219 nucleotides long. Its product is annotated as chitin binding peritrophin-A domain-containing protein. Gene Ontology annotation, cellular component: extracellular region. Lineage: Eukaryota; Fungi; Ascomycota; Eurotiomycetes; Eurotiales; Aspergillaceae. The coding region runs from base 1 to 219 and encodes 72 amino acids. Gene Ontology annotation, molecular function: chitin binding. The record is from RefSeq and is a predicted model, not a curated record. The transcript has a single exon.